CCUUCUGAGGACGUCGCCGACCCUUUCUCAAUCAACAAUAUCCACCACAGCCAGCGAUCAUGGGUAUCGACCUCGAUCGCCAUCACGUCAAGGCGAGCCACCGAAAGGCGCCCAAGAGCGACAAUGUCUACCUCAAGCUCUUGGUGAAGCUCUACCGCUUCCUGGCCCGCCGGACCGAUUCCAACUUCAACAAGGUCGUACUCAAGCGGCUGUUCAUGUCCCGCAUCAACCGCCCGCCCAUGUCCAUCUCGCGCAUCGCCGGCAAGGUCUCGACCGAGACGGCGCAAAAGGCAUACAAGGACAAGACCAUCGCCGUCAUCGGCACCGUCACGGACGACAACCGCCUGCUCACCGUGCCCGAACUCCACAUCGCCGCGCUGCGGUUCACCGCCACCGCCCGCGCCCGGAUCGAGAAGGCCGGCGGCGAGUGCCUGACCCUCGACCAGCUCGCCAUGAGACACCCGACCGGAAGCAACGUGGUGCUCCUGCGUGGACCCAAGAACGCCCGCGAGGCCGUCAAGCACUUCGGCUUUGGCCCGCACAAACACAAGAAGCCAUACGUCGAGAGCAAGGGCAGGAAGUUUGAAAAGGCCAGAGGCAGGAGACGGUCCAAGGGUUUCAAGGUGUAGACGUGACCUACGUGUUAGCCUUCUGCUGCUGCUGCUGGUAGUGGUGGUGGUGGUUGUUCAUGAACUGGGACUCCAGGGGGAGGGGGCCGGUGUGGAAGACGGGAAUGCCACGACAUCUCGAACGCACCAGAUGGGUCUAUGGGAGAUGGACUCUACGGAAUUGGAGCAAGAACAACAUUCCAAACAAGCAGAGCUGCUCAAUCGUCUCGAUUCGUCAAACGUCCUGUUCGAAGCGGAAACUGAAAAGGUUCGUACAAGGCGCCUUCGGGCUUUGAGCGGGAGAGAAAGGAAAUGGACUGCGUGCGUGGUCGCUGUCAAUUUUCCAGACUAGGUGGACGCAAGACGAAAAUUCCAAUGCAUUGAUUCCAAUGAAAGAAAAACCCCGUUUCGAUUCGGUCCUCUGCUGCAUUUUGUCUUUUUUUUUUUCCAUAUUUCAGUCCAACUUUUUCGAGUUGCGUCAACGCCAGGCAUGCACAUACGUAACUACAGUAGAUACUACUGGGAGAUCCUCCCCCCCUUCAAGACCUC
This is a messenger RNA of Cladophialophora immunda, 1157 nucleotides long. Its product is annotated as 60S ribosomal protein L18-A. The record is from RefSeq and is a predicted model, not a curated record. Gene Ontology annotation, biological process: translation. The transcript is spliced from 3 exons. The coding region runs from base 60 to 629 and encodes 189 amino acids. Gene Ontology annotation, molecular function: RNA binding; structural constituent of ribosome. Gene Ontology annotation, cellular component: cytosolic large ribosomal subunit; ribosome. NCBI's taxonomy places the organism in Eukaryota, Fungi, Ascomycota, Eurotiomycetes, Chaetothyriales, Herpotrichiellaceae.